AUGAAACUUAAGCUUUUUCUAUCUUAGUCAGCUCAUUUUGAUUAUAUACAGAUAUUAAUUCAUAGAAAAUCAUAAUCAUUCCGAAGAAAAUGCUUAUUUUUUGUCAUUUUUAUCACAGAAUUUUAUUUUGAAAGACUUCAGCAAAUGUUUGUUUUAUUUUAUUUCUCAACUCGAUUUUAUGGGGUCUUCAAAUUUAAAAGGCGGCCAUUUUUUCAUGAAAAAUUAGCAAAAAGUGCGAUAUUUCAUGAAGAGUUAUAGCGAUGCUAUCCAUCCAUGACAGAUAAUACUAUGAGCACAGCAACGAAAGAAUCGUCAACAUUUAAAAUCGAAGGACGAGAAUCAAUACAUAAACGGAGAACAUCUAGAAACUCAAUGUCGAUUGAGAAUGGUAACUCUCGACAAAUUCUCGACCUCGGACACGACGCAGAAGACACGAAUAAUUCUCCAAGUUGUAGCACCAUUUACAAACAACAUGAUGUGUUGAUGAUUGACCAGACGAAUGGUAACAAUACAACAAACAAUCCUCUUUGUGAUGAGCCUACAAGUUCUGCAACACAUGACCAAGAAACGAAACAAUUAAAGGAACUCUUGAUCCUUCAUCUUGAUCUCAUUCAACAACAGCAAGAAUUGAUAAUCGCAAAAGAUCGACAAAUUGGGACACUGACAUCCGAUAAUAGCGCGUUAAAAUGUCGACUUGAGAGAAUGGAGCGUAGAAUGUCACUUUUAAAGCAACAGAACGGGAGAUCUGGUUCUAGAGACAGAUAUAGCCGCAAAUUCAUCCCUGAUGAGGCGGAUAUUAAACCAGUGAUUUCCCCUAAGGUGGAUAUAGAAGAUGAAGUACCAGAAACACCAGCUGAAGUUAAAGAGGCUGAAACUGAAAAUAAACCAUUAAAAAGGAAGUGUUCCACAACUCCAGAUCCACCUCCAAAGGUACUUAACAAAAAAUUUGCAGCUGCCUCCAAGAAAAAAGCCAUCAGCAGGCUCAGUCAGAACUUAAAGACAAAUCUACAAAACAAAAGAGGGUCCACUAAAUCUAGUAAAUUAGUGAGCUCCUCACUAAAAAAGAGUCAGUCUGUAGCUGCUCCAUCACCUCAGAAAUCCAGAUCUCAAAUGCCAGCCCGUCUCACUAGGGCUCAGACACAGGCGCCAUCUAAUGGCUUUAUUCACCCAGUGAAAAUCCAAUCUGAAACACUUCCUCAGGCUCGCAAUCAUGACUCAUUAUUCCAAACAGUGACUGAGAAAAUCAAAACUAAACUGAAGUGUAGGCCUAUAAAUGACUCAGAUAAAAUCCUCAGGACAGGGACAAUGUAUCAUGUAACACAGGAUAUACAACCUCAAUAUGUAUUGCUCAGCCCCAAGAAGUGCAACAGUAGAGUUGAAAUUCCCUCCUUCAGAAUCAAUCCAGUGGCAAACUGCUACACAUUAGAAGGUACAGAGAACCUUGAGGAUGAAAUCUUCCUUAAGCGCCAUCAAAAGCCAGAAACUGAUGAGAAACGAAGGAAAAGAUGGGAUAUGCAACGAAUACGGGAACAGAAAUUAUAUGAAAAAUUGAAAGAAGGAAGAUGUGGGUCUAAAUAUAGUUCAUCAAACUUUGUGAAGGAACAAAUAGAAACCUUCCAACCAGAGCCUGAAGAUGCUACUCACAUUGAAAUCACCAAUAAGAUUCCAGUUAAUGCAUUUGGCUAUCCUAUUCCAAGCCUCUCCCCAGGGGAGUUUUCACUACCAUGGUACAAAGUAAGCACACAAUCUCCUUCGACGAGCAGUUCAGCCAAGAAAUCGAAGUUAAAACUGAAGAGAAGGUGAAACUAUUACCUGGAUAAUUGGUUUCUCUUUUAUCACAUCAAACAGUAACAGGACAUAUGAUGUCACACAGCUGGUUCGUGUGAUGCCACACAACUGAUUGUGUGAUGUCAUACAGCUGACAUGAUGUCACAGUUAAAUAUAACUUACCACCAUUAUGACACCACCUGUUGUCAUGAAAUGAUUAGCUCUAUAUAUUAUUAGUGAAUACACUGAAUCAUCUUAAUUUAACAUUAACAUUGCUAAAUUCAAGUUAUCUGUUAAAGGUGCAUUAAUUUUACUGUUUAUCUACAAAAUACAGUUCAUCGAGCGAGAGAUGGUUAGCAAAUCAACAAUAGUGUAAAGCAACAAAUGUCUCAAAUACAAGUAUGCCAAUCCAUCUUUCACUGAUGUUAUGUUGCAUAUGAAUAUAUGGUAUCUACAACAGACUGCAGUUGACAUUUGAAACUAGUUAUUGAAGAUGAAAAUCUAAAAUGCGUCAAAUCAUUGAGUGAGAGAAUAGUUCUCAUUAUUUGUUCGGUGCAUGGGUAUUGAGUACAAGAUUGAUAUAUGGGUAGUUUACGAUUUAUAUGAUUACUGCAUACAAGUCUCAAACAUGUGUUGAGAAAGACUCAUACAAUUGAUGUGUGAACUCAAUUCUGAAUUUGCCAAAUAUACUAUAAUUAUCCUUUAUUAGUAUUAUACAUUAAAGUAGACACACUUUUGAUAUAUUUAUGAAGUAACCUGCAUUUAACAUUUAAGCUAAACAAUUGAUUUGAGACAGUAGAACAUGUUGUUUUGAAGUUCAAUGUAGACUACUAGUAUAGAACAUUGUCUCAUGUUAACACUGCCAUGAAACAAGUACAUUGAAAAAGUUUUCUUUCUUUGCUCUUUUAAAAACAAGUUAAAAUGUGGCAGUUUUAUAUUUUUUACUUUUAUUAAUACACAUUGUGCCUUUUUCUUAAAAAUCAAUCAGUUAUGACUUUAUUUCAGGGCAAUUCUUUGAUUUUUUCAUGUUACUCUAUCUGGCAACACAUUGGAAGAUAAUGUCUCUAUUUUCUUAACCCUUCAAAAACUUCUAUAUUUGAUUAUCUAUUUAAAUUUUUUCAGAAAGUCAAACAGGAGAAUUGGCAUGAUGUGUAAGGACGAUUAAGUUUUGCUAUUUUAUUUUGUUUAUCAGUUGGGAAGCGCCAUAAAAUCUGUGAAGGAUCUUAUUAGGCAUACUCCCUGAUGAAAAUGUUUAAUGACAAUAAGUUCAAUGUCAAGUUUGAAAGAAGUAGGUUUAAGUUAUUCACUUGUAAAACACUAAGAAUAAAUAUUGUUUUGUAAUAUAACACACUGUUAUGUAAUGUUUUCAAGU
This is a messenger RNA of Owenia fusiformis, 3139 nucleotides long. The record is from the annotation of a GenBank genome assembly. NCBI's taxonomy places the organism in Eukaryota, Metazoa, Annelida, Polychaeta, Sabellida, Oweniidae.